UGUACUGGAAUAUAAGUCCCGGUGGAGGUACCAUCCGGGGUCUGCGGCCUUUCAUCGGCCAUGUGGUUGGCGGAGGUGCUGAAGCGAGCAUCGGGGGAUUGACUGAGAACACUUCUCCAAAUUUAUCUCCCUCUCCGGAUUAUUGGAGAAAAAGUGAUCCACGAUGCCUCAGGCUAAAGCAAAGAAACCCACAACGCCCGGAAAGAAGGAGGAGAAGGGCGAAGCCAAGAAGCCUCUGCAGGAGAAGAAAGAGAAUGUCCCAGCAAAGGGCAAGAAGGAAGGAGCUGCCAAACCAGCUCCCAAGAAGAAGGAACCUGCUGCCAAGCCAGCUGCUGGUGCCGACGCUGGCAAGGGCAAGGAUAAGACCAAGAAGAGGAAGCUGAAUGAGACCAAGCCCAAGGCUCCAAGCACUGAUGCCAAGAAGAAGAAGGUGGAGAAGAAGGUGCAGGGCAAGGCAGGAGCUGCCGCCCCUAAGGCCAAGAAGCCCGUCAAGAAACAGCUGGCUUCCAAAGUCAAAUCCCAGAAGAAACGCCUGAGGCGCAGGAGGCCCGCCCGCACCGGCAAGCAGGAGAUUAUUGUCUAUGAGGGACGCCGCUAUUUCAUUCUGCCCAGUGGCAAGUUGAAGGCUAUGCUGGAUAUCAAGCUGGAGGAGAAUGACAAGGUCACCAAAGUUGAUGGCACUUUCAUCAAGAAGACUGACGUCAAGGCCCUUGAGGAGUACAAGGAGUCCAUCAAGAGCCUGCCAGCACCCACAAUGAAGAGGAAGCUGAAGCUGAAGCUGCAGAUCCUGAGGAGAAACAUGAUGAAGGACCUGCUGAAGGAAGCCCGAGUCACCAACAAGCCCAGCCUUGCCACAGCCAGGGACGCCGGCCGCGAGAUGCAAAUCCUGACUCUCUUCAAGGACACCUGGGUGAGGAAGAAGUCUGUGCCCCGCCUGACAAUUUUCUUCCGCAACAAGACCACCAAGAUCAAGGCUGCCAGGAAGGAGAAGGGCCCCAAGGAUUUGACUGAGGCAGAGCAGAAGACCCUCAAAAGGUACACAACCAAGGUCCUGCUGGAAGAGAACCGUAAACUCAGACAGGCUCUCCUCAGCAAGAGACCGAGUGUAGCAACGAAGCAGAAGUCUGCUAAGCCACAGAAGAAGCCUGCCAAGAAGUCCGCGCCAAGCAAGGCUGCCCCCAGCAAAGCUGGUGCUGACAAGAAGCAGAAGCGCCCCGCCAAGAAGGCUGCCAACUAAAGCCCCAUUGUGAGUGGCUCCACCUCCUUGGCCUGGCACAGCUGAAUGGAUUGGUGGCAUCACAUGGGAGCAGGGUUGAGCAGCGAUGAGGGGCUGGUACCAAGAAUUUCAUGUGCUACUUGUGGGAUUCUCAGUCACCACAUGUCUCAUGAAUUAAGUUUAUAAUGCUUACAAGUGUAGCUUUUGAUCAAUAGGUUAUAAAAGAUUAUCAUUGAAUUUAUAUUUUUCAUUUAGGCAAAAGUUUACCCUAAUGAUUACAGUUUAUAUGACAAGCUGUAAGAUACCUUGACAUUUUGCAGUAUGAGAAUGUAAAAAUUUUUUAUUUUGUCUGAUACAAACAAGUUUAGUUUUAGUAUUCAGUUAAUACUAAUAAUUUUUAACAAAGGUUUGGAUGUGCAAUAUGAUGCUGUCAAGAUGUCAUGUCGACUGAGGUGAUGGGAGAUGUUUUACUUCGGAUAUAGUAGAAGUCUGCCAAUCGCUGUGUAUUUGGAAUUGCAUUUUUGUACUACUUGGAGUCUUAUUGCUUGCAUAUCUUCCAUUGACCUUGGAUGUGAAUGUUUGGGAUUAAGCAUUUAAAACUUAUCCAGUCCCUAAA
Molecule: messenger RNA, 1832 nt
Organism: Portunus trituberculatus (swimming crab)
Lineage: Eukaryota; Metazoa; Arthropoda; Malacostraca; Decapoda; Portunidae
Product: neurofilament heavy polypeptide-like
Exons: 5
Coding region: 164-1237 (357 amino acids)
Source: RefSeq, a predicted model, not a curated record